Molecule: messenger RNA, 5400 nt
Organism: Petromyzon marinus (sea lamprey)
Lineage: Eukaryota; Metazoa; Chordata; Hyperoartia; Petromyzontiformes; Petromyzontidae
Product: interleukin-1 receptor-associated kinase 3-like
Biological process (GO): signal transduction; protein phosphorylation
Cellular component (GO): plasma membrane
Molecular function (GO): protein binding; protein kinase activity; ATP binding
Source: RefSeq, a predicted model, not a curated record
GAUCAGUCUAACAGUAGUAGUGGUAGUAGUGGGAUCAGUCUAACAGUAGAGGAGUAGUGGUAGUAGUGGGAUCAGUCUAACAGUAGUAGUGGUAGUAGUGGGAUCAGUCUAACAGUAGCGUGGUCGUGGUAUCAGUCGUGGGGGGCAUGGAGCCCACGUGGUCGCGUCUGCACGUGCACGAGCUGCCCCCCGCCGUCUUUUUCGGCGUGGCGCGGAUCCUGGACUCGUGCGACUCCGUGAGCGGGGCGAGGCACUUCGCGGCACACGUUCUGGACGACCAAAUGAAGGUGCGCGAAAUCGAGAAUUCCAGGCGAGGACACAGCAUGGCAGAGGAGGUGCUCUGGCUGUGGGCCCAGAAGAACGCCACAGUUCACGACCUCCUGCAGGUGCUCAUCGCCAUCGAAAACCAUCGCUGCGUCGAGUACCUGCAACGCGAGCUGACCGGCUCCCCCAGUGCACAUCCACGGCACAGCCUCCCUGGUGCCUCUCUUCCUCCUCCUGACCACCACCACUCCGUACCGGCCUCGCCAGACUUCGCGCGAGAAGCCGUGCCGCCCACACCAGAUGGAGGUGUUGAGAUGGAUGAACCUGGAGUCCUGUUACUCCCCCCACAUCCACCCAGCCACAGUUUCUGUUCCCUAAAGUGCUACAAGCAGCAUCUGCUCCAGCCACGUGACCCCAUCAAGUGUGCAGACCAUACGUCGGCAACACCAUCGCCUCUGUCCGUUGCGCCCCAGGGGAAUCCAAAAGAGAAGGGGACAACAAUCAACAAUCUUUCCCAGCCUCCCUCCUCAAAAGUUUCCGCGUCUCUACAGGCAGAGCCGGAAUCCUGGCUACGGUUUUCGCACGACAUGGUCUGCUCUGGCACUCAGAACUUCAGCGAAGGCCGCAAGAUCGGCGAGGGCAGUCUGGGCACCGUGUACGGGGCCUUCAUCUGCCAAACCGACUACGCUGCCAAGCUGCUCCGACAGACGGGUAGAUUUAAAGAGGAGGGCGCUUGGAAAGUUGUUGAGUCGGAAGCCAGAAACCUUUCCCAGUUGAAACACCCAAAUAUAAUCGUGUUGGCCGGCUACAGCCAGAAGGAUGAGCAGUGCUGCCUAAUCUACGAGCUGGCGGCAAACGGAUCCCUGUCUGACCGGCUCCAGCGUGCGGGGGGCACGGCGCCGCUGGGGUGGCGCCGGCGCCUCGCCAUCGCCGUGGGCCUGGCCCGCGCCGUCCUCUUCCUGCACUCGUCGCAGGCGGCCCCCGUUGUCCACGGAAACGUCCGCAGCUCAAAGGUGCUGCUGACCGAGGGCUUUGAGCCCAAGCUGGGCGGCUUUGGGCUCGCGAGCCUGCGCCCGUCCCUGGGGCUCGCUCGCGAUCACAGCGUCACGGUGACGAUGCGCACGAGCCUGCUCGGCAGCCAGCUGGCGUACCUCCCUGACGAGUUCCUGAAGGAUGGGCAGCUCUCCACCAGCCUGGACGUUUACAGCUGCGGCAUUGUUCUGCUUGAGCUUCUGAGUGGGAUCAAGGCCUACGAUGCCAGCCGGAAGCCCCGAUUACUGAAGGACUUGGUCCUGGACAGCGAUCCCUCGCUGCCGCCAGAGCAGCUUGUAGACAAGACUGCGGGUGCCUGGCCGUCGUCCGUGUCGUCCGCCCUACUCGCGCUCGCCCUUCGGUGCAUCGGGACACGCAAGUCGCGGCCUCACAUCAGAGAGGUCUACGAAGAACUCGAAAUCCUUCACAAAGGACACUUCACAGAUGAUCUACACGUGUUUGCCGGUUCCACGUUCGGAGGAACCUUUGCAAAUGCUCCUCAGCAGCACAGACCGCAACGCCGUAGACCGGCAGAGAUGACGGACGUUCAUUCGGCCGAGCUGCCGCUCGCAGUACCCGCUGCAGGCCCUCGCAGCCUCAAAGCAGGCGGUGCAGCCGUAGCAAAAAGUGACGUUGCCAGCUGCAAACCUGUCGAUGCCAGGAGCCUUCGACACGAGGACGGUACAAAGAAAGCCUACGGCGGUGUAUCCAAAGCUGACGCCUUCGAAGUAUUUCCACACGAGGGCACCACUUCUUCGCUGCUUUUGCAAAGCCUCGAAGCGUCGUUCAAAGCUGACACCGACUCGUGGACAUUUGAUUUGAUCGAAGCAAAAUAUGGCCGAGCUCCCGCCGAGUCUCUGGAUCCUGUGAUGCAGCUGGAACUGGAGGCGGCGCGUGGCGAAGACAAGUCUGACGGAAGGCGCUCGGCGGAGCCGUUCGACCGUGCCGACGCCGAGGCGGUGAGCAGUCGCGUACCUCGGGCAGACCACGGCGCUGGCGCGGCAAGCGAGGCCCUGAGCGGGCUCUCCCUCUCUCGCGCAAGGGAAGAUGCCGCCGCCGCCGCCAGACGGGAUGCCCUCGCGGACGUUGAGCCAGAGGUAGUCGGGGCCGAUUCGUGCACGGCCCCCGAGGAGAGAUUCCCACGGGAACGUCCCCCGGGUGGUGGCGCCGACGAGGGCGGUCCCUGCGAGGAUUCUACAAAGCCGGCGGCUGCCGCUGGGGAAACGUCUCAGGAAGGUCCAAGUAAUUUCGAGGCAGGGAGUGUAAGCGAGCAGGCUGGAGCGUGUGGGUCAACGGGGGCCUACGAAUCGCAGCAUAUUUCUAGAGAAAUGCAUACGCAUCCUGCCAAGGUGAGGAUGAUGAACAAAAUCCAGCUGUACAUGGAGGGACGUAUCGACACAGCAGAGCUGGUCUCUCUGGAUGCAGAUCAAGAUCAAGCCGCAGCUGAAGAAAAUCACUCUUCAUAGUCUCAAGCAGGCUGUUGAUGAACGCAAAUAGCAAGCAGAUAUUGUACACAGCACGGCAGACUCAAACAGCCUAGAAUGUGGUGCAUCGCCACAGCAGGAGAACACAGCAUAGUUACCUUCAGUUCCCUCCGGGGCGUUUGCCUCGGAUGUGUAAAUGCUCCAACUGAAUUGGUCUCAUUGUUGUGUUAAGGAGACCCUGCAGUGUCACGUAAAAAUGUUGUUCGACCAUUCCAUCUUCUUCCUGGCAUUGUUCCCGCUCGUGUGGGCUUGGCCCUAUUCUCCACCCAUCCCUGUCCUGAGCCAACAUCUGAAGUAUCUCUCAUCACUUCCAGCCACCACCGCCCUCUGGGCCUGCCUCUCGGCCUCUGCCCAGGCACUUCCAUGUUCGUCACCUGAAUCCCCAAGUGGUUUCCUCUCUUCUUGUGACUUUUCCUAGCCACCUGAGUCAACGUUUUUUCAGGGUAGCAGAGCUAUUGUGUGGGCCACCAUGUGUGACAGUGAUUCACGGCUAAGGAGGAGGUGUGAACUCGGGUUUUUAUCCAAAGGGGCUUGUGGUGGUGCAGAGCCCACGCGUGCACCACACUAGCGCCGACCCUGCAGAACAAGGCAUGGCAGAUGUGAUCAGCUGCUGGACAUGGUGUGAAAAGAGCUUCAUAGCUCAUCGGAUUCCUCCAGGAUUUUUUAAGAUUCUGAUUUAUUCAUCGAUGGAAAAUUAAAAACAGGUCGCAGUGUGAUUGCUGCAGUCACUACUAGACAGAUCAUGGGUCACAUGAUCCAGCACUGCCCGCACCGCCGAUUCACAGACCCAUGGGUCACAUGAUCCAGCACUGCCCGCACCACCGAUUCACAGAUCAUGGGUCACAUGAUCCAGCACUGCCCGCACCGCCGAUUCACAGGCCCAUGGGUCACAUGAUCCAGCACUGCCCGCACCACCGAUUCACAGACCAUGGGUCACAUGAUCCAGCACUGCCCGCACCACCGAUUCACAUACCAUGGGUCACAUGAUCCAGCACUGCCCGCACCACCGAUUCACAGACCAUGCCAUACAAAAGAUAGCAGGGCUGCGCCCGUUACCUUUCACUCCUGAUGUGUGUGUGCUUUGGGGCUGAGACUGGAAAACUUGCACGCGCCCCAUCGCAGCGCUCGCUGGCGUUAACGCAAAGAGAAGAAACUUCCGACCCCAUGUGGAGCUGGGCUUAGCAUGGAUUACCACUGGCUGGGCCUACCACUGGCUGAUAGCGUUUUAUUUUACCAGGUGCAAGGCCCACUGAGCUACGUAGCCCUUUUUCAGAAGUGACCUGGCCACAAAUGAUAGCUCAAACGAGAAGUGCCUUAUCGUGUGCGAAUUUCUAGCAGCCAAAUACUCUAAACGCGUGAUGUUGAUUCGAAAUUUGGAGGGGAAAAACCGGAGGACCCGGAGAAAAAUCAACGCGACCACGGGGAGAGAGAGAAGCAUGCAAACUCCAAAUAUACAGGUGUUACGGUCGGGAUCGAAUCCACAACCUCCUGUAUACCAGGCAAAGUAUUUAACAUCUUGCCACCGUGACUCAUUCCAUUCAUUGUUCAUUGUUAUACAGGCAUGUCGAUUCAUCAUCAUCCAUGAUCAGUCCACUGCUGGAGGAAGGCCUUGCCAAGCCGGUGCCUGCGUUGCAGUGAUUCAUCCAGAACCUACGCACCUAUUAUUGCCAAUUCGUAUCAAAGUUUUUGUACAUAUAUUGGUAAAAUAUUAGUCAAACCUGUUAUGCUAAAAACACAAAUAAAAAAAUGUGAACGUUAUGAAUUGUUAAGUGAUAAGCUCUUAAUUGUAAUGCUUAAGUUUUUAUUUUACCAUUGCAGCGCGUCACUCGUCAGCGUGCGGACAUUGAGUACAUUUUAGUACGUGGCCGUGUUGGCUAUAUUAGCACAUAACGUUUUUUAAUAGAUCAAUGUGAAACAUGUUAUUGUUGGAUGAACCGGUUUGUGUAGAAACUAAUUUCUAACUUACGGAAAAUCAAAAAGCAUAAUCAAAUACAAACAUGGUCCAAAGUUUCUUCCGUAAAAAUUGACCGGUCAGUAUUGUCGCCAACGUCUUCGUUACAGGUUGUCCUCACUUUGUGGUGGAUGCAUUCCAAAAAAACGGUGGCGCACGAAGCGAAAUCGCGCAGCCACGGAGCGGCACGGUCACCCAACCCACAAUGCGCCGCACGCGGAGACGGAUGCCUUCCGAUUAGCGUGGACAGUCCACACACACACACACUGUCGUGUCCCACAUCUGACUGCACAGUCGCAUACGAGUGCAUUCGAACCACACAAAGCGAAUUUUGGGUAGAAAUAGAUUAGCCGCGUGUAUGCAACAUCACACACAAACCGAACCCGCGCGUAGCGAGGGGAAAGCCGUUCUUGGCUUCUACGCUUGGCGGUUUGGGCAUCGCCGGUGUUGCAGUCGGUGUGUGCCAGACGAGCGCUCGAGAGAUUUCGCACGAUGCAAUAUCCAUCAAGGCCGUAGCCAUGGAGUCAACAUUGGGGGGGAUCAAAUCUCCCAGGGGGCCUGGGGGUCUCCCCCCCCCCAGAAAAAAAUGGAAAUUUGAAAACGAAUUUCCUGCCUUAAAUAUAAAAAAUUUCAGUAACACGUGGGAUGGACUUUUUUAUAACAAUGGCU